AUGUCCAGAAAACCUGCAGAACCCGCCAAAAAAGAGCAGAACGAGUACAUUCCCUCCUUCAUCUCCAAAAAGCCUUUCUACCUUGAAUCUGCGGACAGCGAAAACGACUACCUCGAGCAUCAACGUCUCCAGACCUCUACACCUGACCAGUCAAAAUGGUAUGAUCGUGGAAAGCGACUUGGUCCCGCAGCAACAAAGUUCCGCAAAGGCGCUUGUGAGAACUGUGGGGCUUUAACACAUAAGACCAAAGAUUGCUUGAGCAGGCCAAGGGCGAAGGGUGCUCGGUGGACGGGCAAGGACAUUCAAGCCGAUGAAGUAGUGCAGGAUGUUGAGUUGGGCUGGGAUGCGAAAAGAGAUCGGUGGAAUGGAUAUGAUGCGGAGCAAUACCGAAAUGUAACCGAGGAAUGGGAGGAGUUAGAGAAUCUGAAGAAAAAACUGAAAGGCGAGGAGGCAGACGCCAGUGGACAGAAGCUUCUGACUGAGGAUGAUGAACAGAGACCAGAGGGUGAGGAAGAGGAGGCGAAGUAUGCCGAGGAGUCUGAUAUGGGGCGGCAGCAGAGCACUGCUACUAGAAACCUACGAAUACGGGAGGACACAGCCAAAUACUUGCUCAAUUUGGACUUGGAUUCUGCUAAAUACGAUCCCAAGACAAGAUCAAUGGUAGACAUGGGCGCUCAAGCCGACCAAGCCGCCGCUUUAGUUGCAGAAGAUAACUUCAUGCGAGCUUCAGGGGAUGCAGCAGAAUUUGAGAGGGCGCAGAAAUACGCAUGGGAGUCACAAGAGCGAGGAGACAAGGACAAAACACAUCUGCAAGCCAAUCCUACUUCGGGCGAAUACUUUCGACGAAAAGAAAAGGAAGAGAGCGACGUGCAACGGGAGGCGCAACGAAAAUUGCUGCUGGAGAAGUAUGGCGGUGAGCAGCACCUACAACCGUCCAAAUUGCGAGAUAUGGCCGUUGUGGAAAACGAACGAUACGUGGAAUACGAUGAGACAGGAGCGAUCAAAGGAGCACCGAAAGCGGAGGCGAAGUCAAAGUAUCCGGAGGACGUGUUCCUCAAUAACCAUACUUCAGUAUGGGGAAGCUGGUGGUCCAAUUUUCAAUGGGGCUAUACCUGCUGCCAUUCUACAACUAGAAACAGUUACUGCACAGGUGAAGAGGGCAGGGUAGCCUUCGAAGAAGCCGACAAGAUCCGGACCGGUGGAGAGCUUGAAGGUGUGACCGACAUAAAGGCAAUCCGAUUAACCGAAGACAGUGUUAUACAGACUGUAGAAAAGAAAGAGCCAGUCGAGAACAAGAGAAUGGAUGGGAAAGCAGAGGCAAUGACGAAGAAAAGGACAUUGACGGAAAUGAAGGGUGGUGUUAGUGAGGAAGAACUCGAGGCUUACAAAAGGUCCAGGGCAAUGACAGAUGAUCCUAUGGCAAUGCUUUUAGGCACAGACGAGCUCCUGCAUUAG
Messenger RNA from Letharia columbiana, 1455 nucleotides. RefSeq lists its product as uncharacterized. Lineage: Eukaryota; Fungi; Ascomycota; Lecanoromycetes; Lecanorales; Parmeliaceae. The transcript has a single exon. Gene Ontology annotation, biological process: mRNA splicing, via spliceosome. Bases 1 to 1455 code for a protein of 484 amino acids. Gene Ontology annotation, molecular function: pre-mRNA 3'-splice site binding. Gene Ontology annotation, cellular component: spliceosomal complex. The record is from RefSeq and is a predicted model, not a curated record.